AUGGUGGGGCUCCAGAGAGGUCUUGGAGAUGCCUUCUGGCCUCCUGCCCCACAUCCCUCGGGACUACAGCUCCCACAGUGCACUGGCCGCCUCAUCACCUUCGCUGACUCCAAGUUCCAGGAGGGGCCUCUUCAGCGUGCGGGCUCCUUCCCCUCCUCCAAGGCCCUGAUCACCCAUCAGCACGGCCACCGUCCAGCCCCAGCCGCCAAGCCCUCCACGCCAGGUGUGCCCACCAAGGCCCAGCCUACCUAGUGCCCUGACUGUGGCAAGACCUUUGAGUGGGCCGCUUCUUCUCUGAGGUGGCACCAGUGGGUUCAUAAGGCCCAUGCCACCCCUGCCCCCUUUACCUGCACUGAAUGUGGUCAGGACUUUGCCCGAGAAGCCUGGCUCCAUCAACACUACAUCUACUGUGCUAGGGAGGAGCUCUGAGUUGGGUUUGAGCUCUCUCCAUAGUGAU
Jaculus jaculus (lesser Egyptian jerboa) is the source of this 457-nucleotide messenger RNA. It is a transcript of the gene Znf576, whose product is annotated as zinc finger protein 576. NCBI's taxonomy places the organism in Eukaryota, Metazoa, Chordata, Mammalia, Rodentia, Dipodidae. Gene Ontology annotation, cellular component: nucleus. The record is from RefSeq and is a predicted model, not a curated record. Gene Ontology annotation, molecular function: DNA-binding transcription factor activity, RNA polymerase II-specific; RNA polymerase II cis-regulatory region sequence-specific DNA binding. Gene Ontology annotation, biological process: regulation of transcription by RNA polymerase II.